Homalodisca vitripennis (glassy-winged sharpshooter) is the source of this 1810-nucleotide messenger RNA. RefSeq names its product esterase E4-like. The transcript is spliced from 10 exons. The coding region runs from base 63 to 1745 and encodes 560 amino acids. The record is from RefSeq and is a predicted model, not a curated record. Lineage: Eukaryota; Metazoa; Arthropoda; Insecta; Hemiptera; Cicadellidae.
AACUGCAAGUACAGUUAAUGUAUCCGGCAGUCGUGUCUCUCAUCCUCAGCUGACUAGUAGCCAUGCAGCGGCUAAAUCAGCUGUUUGUUUGUGUGUUAGUGAGUGUGUACGUGGUGGCGGCUGCGGCUAAUGAAGCGCCUAUCGUACAAACCGCCCAGGGCAGAUUGAAAGGGACAACAGUUCGGUCGUGGAGUGGUAAAAAUAUUAUUUCUUUCAUAGGAGUUCGGUUUGCGGAGCCACCUGUGGGGCAAAACAGGUUUAAGGAUCCGAUCUCAGUCAAUUCAUGGAAUGGAGUCCGCAACGCUACAGAAGAUCGUCCUCUUUGUCCUCAACUUGUUCCUGAUGACAUCGACAUUCCCGGGGGCAUUCCCACUUCAGAGGACUGUCUCUUCCUCAACGUGCACACUAAGUCUUUAACAGGCAAAAAGCCUGUUAUCAUCUACUUCCACCCAGGAGGAUUUGUGGCAGGAACAGGAAACAAUGUCUGGAAUGGACCUCAGUACUUCCUGGACCAGGAUAUCGUUCUUGUCACCAGCAACUACAGGCUGGGGCCCCUCGGUUUCAUAAGCACGGGAGACGCUGUGAUGUCCGGCAACUACGGACUCAAAGACCAACUGGAGGCCAUGAAGUGGGUCAAGCAGAACAUUGCAGCCUUCGGAGGAGAUCCUGACUCUGUAACUCUGUUCGGUUACAGUGCUGGAGCUUCGUCUAUACAGAUGCACAUGCUCUCUCCACUGUCCAGGGGCUUGUUUCACCGAGCCAUCACAUCCAGCUGCAGUGCUACUACCCCUGCAGUGAUAGUCAGAGACCCGGCCAGCCUGUCUCGCAGGUAUGCCAAUCUCCUCAACUGUUCCACCGAAACUUCCCACCAGAUCAGGGACUGUCUCUUGCAGAAGUCUGUCGCAGAUAUAUUGGCAGCAGGAGGUCAAAUAUGGGAUACUUUGCAGCCACCGUUCACAAUAUUCGCUCCGGUGGUGGAAAAGCAAGGAGGAGACAAGAGGUUCCUGAGGGAUGAUCCAGUGAAGUUGUUCAAGUCCGGACAAUUUAAUCAAGUCCCUCUGAUCACUGGCAUCACCAGGGACGAGUUUAACUGGAGAGCCCAAUUUCUUCUGACAAACUCUACGUAUGUAAAUCGCAUAAACAACGAGUUCGACGAGAUUGGGCCGUGGGAGUUCCAAUACCCUCGAGAGCCUCGGAGAGUCUCCAAGAGAAUCAGCGCUGCUUUCAAACAGUUUUACUUCAACAACCAGCCAGUGAGCAAUAGCACUGAAGAACAGCUGGGAUGGUUGUAUGCUGACUCCCUCAUCAUCUUCUCUGUAUGGCAAGCAGCCCAACUGAUCGCAGAGAAGAGCUCUGCUCCAGUUUACUUCUACAAGUUUGACUUUGAGGGAAGGUACAGCUACCGAUACCGACUUGGCACACAGAUCCCUUACGGAGUCGGACAUCAUGACGACUUGAUAUAUUUGUUCUACAUCAAACCCUUCUUCCCGCUCUUCAACCAGACUGACCCAGAGGCUUACAUGGUACGCACGCUGACUUCUACCUACGCAAACUUUGCUAAGACCGGGGUUCCAACUCUACCAGACUCCACAAAGCAAUGGAACCCGAUGACCAAGAACCAUCUUCAAUACCUGAACAUCGCCAAGCCUCCGACUAUGAAGCCGGGACUUCCCUACCCUGACCGCAUGCAAGUCUGGGACUCUCAACUUCCUAUAGACGGACCUUACCAUCAGAUCUUCUACUGACGUCAUUGUUGUUGCAUUGUAAUAAUUGACUGAAAAGAAAAAUAAACUUAGUAUCCUUGUGUUUA